Fraxinus pennsylvanica is the source of this 366-nucleotide messenger RNA. NCBI's taxonomy places the organism in Eukaryota, Viridiplantae, Streptophyta, Magnoliopsida, Lamiales, Oleaceae. The record is from the annotation of a GenBank genome assembly.
AUGGCUGCUAAGGAGGACCCUGCUCUAAAAAAGAGGUUGGAGAACCUCUCUGAGGAAGAGACAGCUAAUCUAACGAUUCAAUUAUGUUCUUACCGCCAAGUGUUGGGUGAAGAUUCUUGCCCUCAUGGACUCGAGGAAGCUGGAAAGAUGAUUACACAAAAUUGCAAAGGACUUCCACUUUCCCUUGUUGUGAUAGGUGGCAACCUUUUCCACAACCAACAGGACAAAAGAUCAUUGGGAGUUAGAGAAGCUGAGAAGAAUCAAGGUAAUACCAAUGUGAAUAUCUUUGCUCAAAUGAUUGACGAUGCUGGGAAUCUACAGGAGAUUAAGAACCUCCAGACUCAUGAGGACAGUGAAGAUACUUGA